CAGGUUCAGCUCGCAUGACCCACAUAUCUAACCAAUAAGUGGCAGUCGUGGUAUGGCGUCGUAUAUGCCUACGCGGCAGACUAUUUCUUCCCUUGGUCAAUUUGCCCCCAAGGAGGACGACCGAAGGAGAAAGCAGGUCGCCACAUCAGCUGGUUCAGAGGACGAAUCUAGCUACGUUCCCUCCUUGCCCGGUGUCGACGCUUGCUCGAUCAAGUGCAAUCCUCAAGUGAAUAUUGCACAAGGAGAGAUUGGAAAAACAUCCGAAAAGGUGGGAAAGCUAGAGGACGAAGGCGAAUUGGGCGCUCUGGCAACGGAGUCCCUUGCAUUAGUCCGGCAUAAGCAUCGGCCCUUCAAACCACUGGGGUCACCCCCAGAGGAGGGCAAUCACGAAACUAGUCAUUUGAGGUGUACAACCUGCUCCUUGUUGCCUUCUGGCGUGCCACAGCCCCCUUGUAAAGGCAAGAGUCUCAGUCAUUUGAUCCCGGCGCCCCUCUCUCCAUCGUCGCCGACACUGUCAACGACGCACGGCGACUCUGUUACACUGCAAGAACCUUUCCUGCCCGCGGACGUGCCGAAUCCUGUUCCAGCGAAUACAUCCACGUCGAAGGACCCUGUCAGUGACGUUUGUGGCGUCUUGGUGGAAGGCCACGGAGGGCUGCUCUCGACAGACCUGGAACCCACCGCCUCCUUGCCUGGAGGGGCGGCGCAUUUACCCGCCUCAGGGAAGAGACAAACUGUUGUUAGGAUUAAGGACGCGGACACUGACUCGGAGAGCAGCAGCACCUGCAGCACCUGCAGCGGCAGCAGCGCAAGUGGACCACCGAGUCCGUCGCACGCACCUUCCCUCGCAAGUGAGGGUCUUAGCAGCCUGAGUACGACAACCACCGUUAGCGCAGCCUCCACUUCCUCGGACGUUUCCCCAUCAGGACCUGCGCGUGGGAGGUUGGAGGUGACCAAGAUGUUUUUGCCCCACGAGUCGUCGGAACUUGAAAUGGAUGAAGACAGGGAUGUACGGCCCGACCCCGGCGCUGCCGCCGCAGCCGCCGCCCGGGCAACCGCGGCCAAGUUGCUCAAAAUCCACCGCGACCUUACCCCAUCUCCACCUUGCGCCGAGCAUGUGCGGGUUCACCCGUUGAGCUUGCAGGAGCUUGCUUUGGUCGACGAGUCGCCGGCUCAUCUGACGUCGCCACGCCUGUCCUCCCCCUUCACGCAGGGCCAGGUCCUUUCCUGCCGCACGGGGUUUGGGAAGGCGGGCCGUGGAAAGGCCUACAGAGGUCCGGCCCGGCAAGUGAAGGGUCCGCUGGUCUUGUACGGCGAGGACGUGCUGGCGGAGGCGGAACUCGUCUUGCCCCCCGGAGAAGACAGGGGAGGAGAGGGCCGGCCGCAGUGGGUGAGGGUGAUGGGUGUAUUUGACGGGCAUGGGCUGCAUGGCAAGGAAGCAGCGCGGAUGGCGGCGGAGAUGUUCUUGCGCGACAUGCGGCGGACGACCAUGCAGACCCUGGAGGCGCUCUUGGCGGGCGAUGUGGGCGGAGUCCGGCGGGUGGAGGAGGAGCGGUACCGGUGCUUGGAAGAAUACUUGGAGAAAGAACUGCAAAGCCCAACAGGAGGCACGACCGGGUCGACAGUCCAAUUGCUUGCCUUGACCGGGAAGGUGUUUGGGGUGGUGAGCAAUGUGGGGGACUCGCCAGUCCUGCUGGUGGAGACCCGCACGGGAAGGGUGCAGGUCUUGACGGGCCGGCACGCCUGGGACAACCCGGAGGAGCGGCAACGGUACUUGGCACGGUGCGCGCGCAUGGGGGUGAUGCCCAGAGAGGUGGUGUACGGGCGGAUCAAUUGUGGGGGUAUGCGGAUGACGGAUAGGAACGGGACGCAGGAGCCCUUGCUCAUGUACAAGCCUGGAAGCAGCGAGGUGUGUACGGAGACACGGGACUGGCUGUGCGAGCAGGUGGAGAAGCGAUACCGGAAUUCUAUUGGAGGCAGCCAGAGCAUCCGAAGGAUGGUGCUCGAGCGCUUAAAGGCGGGGGAGGAGGAGGGCGGGGAGUGGGAGGUGUUCAAGGCGUUGGAGGGGCAUGGACACAUGAAUUGGGGCGCAACAGUGCUUGUGAAUGGGGAAGGAAAGAUUCAGAUGACGCGUUCGCUCGGCGAUCGACAGGAGAAAAGAGCGGCUUACAUAUGGGCGGAGCCUGACGUGGCCGUCUUCGAGGUGGGGCCGGGGGAGGAUUGGACGGUGGUGGCAUGCUCGGACGGGGUGGGGGACAUGUGGUAUUUCCACGAGUUGGGUGCCCUGGCCACGGCCUUCUUUGCGAAGAAAGACGAGGCGGGGGGAGAGGGGGGAGAGGGAGGGGGAGCGCAAUUGAUCUUGGAGGAGACGAUCGAGCGCGGGGAGGUGACGCCAGGAUACGGUGUGGCGCCGCGAGUCUUCAGCGUGGUGCGAGGGGAAGGACUGAAACGUCCCCUCUGGGACGAUUUGAGCGUCCACUGUGCGCGCAUUCAGACAUAG
Molecule: messenger RNA, 2500 nt
Organism: Nannochloropsis gaditana CCMP526
Exons: 3
Coding region: 53-2500 (815 amino acids)
Biological process (GO): protein dephosphorylation
Molecular function (GO): protein serine/threonine phosphatase activity; cation binding
Source: RefSeq, a predicted model, not a curated record